GUGCCGUCUGAACUCUCCCAAAGGCACACCUUUUCUUCGCUCAGGCAUGCCUUCACAGGUGCUUGCCAAGGACAACACUCUGUUGCACAACGUUCAACCCUCAGAGUCCAGACCAUCUCGCAGAAUAGGCCAAGUUCGCGAACAACACUCGACACCGGUGUGCAGGAUAUAAAGCGGAUAACAACACAUCUCAGGCUCCGCAAACGCGCGCCAUCGUCAUAACAAAAUGUCGCCCACCACGCAUCCCCGCAGCAUCGGCCUAUACGAAUCCACCUCCCUCUCUAAACGCAACGGCGAGACCUUCUUCCUCGUCUGGAGCGGGGUAUGGAUUGCCCUGCUGGCUUUCAUUGUGCUCUCCGAAGCCUAUGAAUCGUUCACGCCGUGGUCUUACAUGCAUGUUGGGAUGUUUGUCGCGAUCCCGCCGUGCGUGCUGCCGUUGAUGUUUCCGGGGUGGUGCGAUGACCCGGCGUUGCCAUGGAGGAGGAGGUAUACGACCAAGGCCAAUGUUUGGAUCGGCGUUUACUCAUUUGUGGGCAACUAUCUAUGGACACACUACUUCUACCACAUCCUCCACGUCAAAUACACAUUCGACGCGCACCGGCUGAACGACGUGCCCUUCGCGCUGUAUCUGAUCACGCACGGGUAUUUUCACUUCUACCACGUCAUCUCCAGCAGGCUUUUGCGAAUCGUCAGCCGAACUGGACCCGCAACGACGACGCUUCUGCGCCAGUCGUGCGUGGUACUGGCGUUAUCGUAUGCGACGGCGUUUAUGGAAGCUUUCACCAUCCAGGGAUUCCCUUACUACGCGUAUCCCGAUCAGCGAGCGAUGUUCACCGUCGGCAGCUUGUUCUACGCGUUGUAUUUCUGCGUGUCAUUCCCAAUGUUCUAUCGGUUGGAUGAGAGGGUAUGCCAGAUGUGGACGAUGCGGCGGACGUUGACGGAUGUAUUGGCGGCGUGUAUGGGUGUUACAUUGCUUUUGGAUGCUUGGCGUAUUGUUGUGGGACCUAUUGCUGUUGUGGGGGUCGUUGAUGGCGCAGGUUCGCCAGGUCCCCUCCCGUGGAUGGCGACGACGUCGGCCAAAUGAGAUGAAAAGUCAACGUGUCUGCAUUUGAUUCCAGAUCUCGAUUGAAAUGAUCGGUGAGACUGUGAAACCUAGUCUUUGGGGGCGAGAGCAACCUUCGAUGCAAAUGCCCUCCCUGGUCACUAUCGUAAGGUCGUGGCGAAGAGUGCCUAGGGUGUGCCUAGGGUGUGCCUAGGCAAGCGCGACACUGAUAAGUUCCUCCAUGUGCGAGUCCAACUCCGGCACCACGUCAGAUAGCGCUGCCACUGGGGCAUCAAAGGCCUCCAUCACUGCCUGGAGUGCAUACGGUAUUACAUCUGUGGUGGUUACAUCUAGAUUGUGAGAGAAGCGAGUAACAAUGAGAUACGUGAAACCAUCAACUGGUACCUUUACAA
Molecule: messenger RNA, 1455 nt
Organism: Fimicolochytrium jonesii
Lineage: Eukaryota; Fungi; Chytridiomycota; Chytridiomycetes; Spizellomycetales; Powellomycetaceae
Exons: 2
Coding region: 227-1084 (285 amino acids)
Molecular function (GO): cycloeucalenol cycloisomerase activity
Source: RefSeq, a predicted model, not a curated record